This is a messenger RNA of Aedes aegypti (yellow fever mosquito), 7376 nucleotides long. RefSeq names its product PAX-interacting protein 1-like. Gene Ontology annotation, cellular component: MLL3/4 complex. NCBI's taxonomy places the organism in Eukaryota, Metazoa, Arthropoda, Insecta, Diptera, Culicidae. Bases 514 to 6861 code for a protein of 2115 amino acids. The record is from RefSeq and is a predicted model, not a curated record. The transcript is spliced from 8 exons.
ACCACCGCACCGGUUCGUGGCAGAAAAAAAUCGAACUGCGUCAAGAUUUUCCCUCAGCAGCGUUUUUGAUUCGGAAGCAUUUUGCCGUGAAAAUCGGUGAAAAAGUGUGCAUUUCGCGAAAAAAGUUAUCUCCAGUUGUACAAUUCGGUGCCGGGAACGAAAGAGAGCCAAAAUUGAACUGUUUCGGUCGUGAUUCGUGGGUGAAAAGUUGUUUACAAAAGUGCCCGAAAAUUUUGCUUCGGGAGGAUUGAGUCUCCUCUUUUUGCAUCGGCCUCCUCCCGUUUGGGGACGGCUGGCUAAGUGUUUGAGUGUGUUGGUGGUUUUCCCGAUUUCGCCGUGCGUUAUUCCAUUGAGAUUACUAUAUUUAGUGUACUCCGGUCAGAAACCUAGUGAUGAAAGUGCUUACCGACGAUGCUGGUCGAAAUGGAUUGCUGUCCGUGAAGUUUGAGUUUUCGCAGUGGUUGGCAUUGUUGCCGUCUCAUUAUACGUGUCGCCGCCUCACAGCCCAGGACGAUGAGUGUGAACGAUGAAAGUGGACCGGCGAACGAAUCUGUGGCUAGCACUUCCGCUGGAGUAACUUCGGCAACGGCAGGAACGGCCACAGCUACCAGCGCCUUGGAGAAUCUUAAGAUACGGGACGAUCUGUUCAAGAGUGUCAAGUGCUUCGUUACCGGAACGCUAGAUCCGAAGAUCGCCAAAUUACUUGAAGAUGGCGGCGCAUCAAUCUCCUCGUAUAUGGAUUUUAUUACGCACGUAAUUUGUGGCGCAAAUUACGAUGAAAACGAUAUAACACAAGCGGCGGAACUGUACGACGUUCCAUCAGUAACAGAAGCGUGGGUUCUAGCAUCGAUCCGCCUCGGUCGUCUGGUGUCAACAAAGGCCUAUUUCCCGCUGAAGUCAGCACUGUUCAGCAAUCUCACAUUUGCCGCAACUCAGCUGGACAACCGUGAUCUGAAGAAAUUGUACGCUAUUAUCACCUUCAACGGAGGUAACGUGCGGAAUCUGUUUGACAAGCAGACAACUCACCUCAUCAGUGGAAACACCAAAGGGUCGAUCUACGCUAAGGCUAUCACCGUUACCGACGUAGCCGUUGUCACUCCAGAUUGGGUUACUGAGUGUCUGAAGGUGAAGAACCUCGUAGCAAGUGAAUCCUAUCAUCCACGAUUGGUUAUCACUCCACGAAUAUUUAAACAAGUGCAACGCCCUGCAACUCCCGCUCAAAAAGCGGAACCAGAAAAAGCUCUAUCCAAUAUAAUUGGAUUCGAUUUCGAAGAAAAUCUUGCCAAGACUGAAGUUCCGACAAGUAGCAACACAAAGAAAGAAGAAGAAAUCCCAGUGACACAAGGUCUCUCUGUGAAUCAAGAACCUCAGAAAGGACCUACGACCCCAGUUCAAGCGGUACCAGUUCAGCAACCAGCACAACCUCAUUCUCAACAGCAGCAACAGUCUCCCCAGCAGCAGAUACAGCCGAAUUUCCAGAAUUCGCAGCAAACAUCUGGGCCAAGACUCGUUCGGCCACCAGGUUCUCAACAAGCACAACUUCAACAACAUUUGCAACAACAACAGCAGCAGCAUCUACAGCAACACAUAAUACAACAGUCGUCGCAGAAUCAGAACAGACCUAGCGGACCCAUCAAUCAAGUUGUGCAACAGCAGCAAAUUCUCAUCCAAAAUCAACAAACAUCUCAACAACAACAACAGCAGCAACCAAUACAGUUUCAACAGCAACAAUCUCAGUUGCAAGUCCAGCAACAGUUUCAAAAGAUUACAAUGCAGCAGUCGCAGAAUACUCAGCAACAGCAUCAGCAGCAGCAACAACCGAUACAACAAGUUCAAUUACAACAGCCAUCACAGCAAACGCCGCAACAACCAUCUCAGCAGAUUGCCAAUCAAGGGCAACAGCAACCGCAGCAACAACAGCAAGUUUCACAACCACAUCCACAACAGCAACAUAUUCCUCAACAGCUCCAACAGCAGCAAAUUUCACAACAACAACUUUCGCAACAGCAGCAGCAGCAGACCAUUCAAGGACAAAGUAUUGUUUUACAACAAACUUUACAUCAACAACAGCAGCCGCAACAGCAUCCGCCUCAACAAAUACAACAACAGCAAUCACAACAGCAGAUGCAGCAACCAAAUCAACAAUUGCAGCAACAACAACAACAGCAAUUGCAACAGCAACAAAUACAAAUUCAACAGCAACAGCAGCAGCAGCAGCAGCAGCAACAACAACAACAGCUCCAAAAUGUCCAACUUCAGCAACAACAGCAUCAGCAAAUGCAGCAGAUACAGCAACAAGUCUUGCAGCAACCCAAUCAGGUUCAGCUACAGCAACAGAAUUUGCAACAGCAAACCUUGCAACAACAAGUACAGCACAACGUCAAUCAAAUACAGCAGAAAAUGGCACAGCAACAACUGUUGCAACAGCAGCAAAAGCAAAUGCAACAACAGCAGCAGCAGCAACAACAACAACAACAACAGCAAAUCAUUCAGUCUCAGCAGCAAGAGCAAGUACUGCAUCAACAUCAGCAACAGCAGUCUGUUCAAUCCCAGCAGCAGCUGAUUCAGCAGAAUCAAAUAUCCAUGCAACAAGGACAACCAAAUCAGCAGAUAAUACAGCAGGUUAUUCAGCAGCAACAGGCCGGUCAACCAAAACAGAACAUCCAGGUCGUGUUCAAAGGUGGCCAAAACCUUCAGCAACAACAGCAAACCCAACAACAACAGCAAAUCCAACAAAUCAUGUCAAACCUUACCGCGGGCGUGGAAGGACCAAAUGGGCCGCAGCAAAUCCAGCAGCAAAAGAUAAUUCGUCAGAUAACUAUCAAUCAGGGACCUCCCACGAGCAUGCAACAGCAGCAGCAACAACAACAGCAGCAAAUGCAACUUGGGCAGCCACAGCAGCAACAACAGCUUCAGAUCAGCCAACAGACGAUACAACAGCUUCCGGGACAGCAACCUGGUCAGGUUCAGCAGCAGCAGCAACCCGUAAUGAUACAGCGGACGCUGUCUCAACAGCAGAUUACCCAACCUGGUCAACCGGCUGGUCAAGGUGGCCAGAUGAUCCAACAGCAGAACAUCCAGCAACUUCCGGGUGGUCUUGGCCAGCAACCAAAAAUUAUCCAACAAACCAUCAUUCAUCCUUCUUCUUCCGGAAACUAUCAAAAUAUAACAAAACAGCUGAUAGUGGGUCAACCUCAGAAUCAACAACAACAGCAGCAGCAACAACAAUCGCAACAACAGCUUCUACAGCAACAGCAAAUGCAAAAGCCUGGUGGUUCUGGAUUGCAACCGGGUCAGCAGCCUCAACAACAGCAGAUUGUGCAGCGCAUUGUGCAGCAACAGGUGUUGCAAGGGCCUUCAACCAGUGGUCAACCUGGAGGACAACCACAAAAUAUUGUCAUUAUCAAUCAGGGCGGCAAUCAGCAGCAAAUCAUUACUUCCUCCUCGGGACCUCUUCCGGGUCAAAUGCAAGCCAUGACUCAACAGCAACGAAUCCAAUACAUGCAAAAUUUGCAGCAGAAGCAGCAACAACAGCAAGGUCAGCAAAUCAUCGUUAGUGGGGCUGGUCCAGUUCCGGGACAGCCGCAAAAUCAACAAAUGCUCCAACAACCAGUCCAAUCCGGCUCUGCAAUGGGACAAAACAUUGUUCAAAUUCAGCAACGAACUUUGCAACAACAGGGCAUGCCAGGUCCGCAACAGCAACAACAACAGCAAAUUAUGACACCAGUUGGUCCUGGAAUGAUGUCUGGUCCACAACAGGGUCAGCAACAACAACAACAGCAAACCAUUGUAGUCCAACAGCAAAUGGCACCCAAUCAACAGCAAACCAUUAUUCAGCAGCAAAUGCUAUCGCAACAACAGCAGCAACAGUCCCAACAACAACAGUUGAUUAUUCAGCAACCGAUCCAGGGCGGACAAACUGGCCAACCCCAGCAGCAAAUCAUCCAACAAACGCUGUCAACCAGUGGAGGAACAGUUCAUCAAUUGCUCCAGCAACCAGGUCAGCAAAAUAUCCAAGGCAUGGUGGUACAACAGCAAAUUGUUGGUCCAGGAACACCACAAACGCAACAAUCUAUGGAUGGCGGACAAAUACUGACACAGACAGGUCCCAAUGGUGAAAUCAUUCAGCAGCAGUUGAUAUCCGGGCAAUCCACGGGUCAACAACAACAAUGGACCCCUCAAAGUCCUAUUCAGCAGUCAAAUCAACCGAAUCAGUCACCAAUUCAGCAGUUUUCCCAACCGCCACAAGGAAUCCCUCCUGGUGCCACGAUCAUUCAGCAAACGAUCGUUCCACCUGGAGCUGCAGUUCCUGGACAACAAGUAUCCGGUCAACCGGGUGGACAGUUCGUUAGAUCUACGUUAAGACCUCAAGUUCAGAGACAGUUCAUCCAGUUAGAUCCGCAAACGCAUGCCACUUUGCAAAAGCUGGAUCCUGCUAGCCGCCAGGAGUACAUUGAUCGUUUGCAAGCGAAGCAGCGUCAGAUGUUGAGGCAACAGCAAGCUGCUGCUUUCCAAGCAAGACCAGGCCAUCCCGGAGCUCAACCAGGCAUUCGUCAGCAGCAGAUCAUCUACAGAGGUCCUAUGCCACCAGGAUUGAAUCAGCAACAGCAAAUGCAGUGGAUUCAGCAGCAAACUGCUCGACAAGGAGCUGUUCGUCCAGGAGCACCAGGACUUAGCCCAAUCACUCAACAAAAUGUGGUUCCUCCGGGCAGCCCUAUGAAUCAGUUCCCUGUGGAUCCAAACGUUUCGCCUCAGCAACAGCAGCGAAUGCAACUUGAGCGCCAGCAACAACAGCACCGACUCAUUCAAAUGCAGAUCCAACGUGAGCAAGCUCAAAAAGGCGUCCCUGGGCAACCCCAACAAGGUCAGGCAAUUUCCCCUCGAGGAGCUGGCGCAUUUCCUUCGGAUGUAAUUGGUGACGGAACGGCCACUAUUGUUCAGCAAACAAUUGUGGGACCACCAGGUGCUGGUCAGCCUCAAGAUCCCAAUGUUCCACCGGGAUCGCAACAAAUGAAGAACCAAACUAAAACUGCUUUAGCCAAUAUGCUGAGCAAUCGCCUUGGAGCUAAUGGCAGCGUAGUUCCUAAUAUCCCGGAAGUAGCUGCGGCUGCUGAACCAUCUGCUGCUGGAACUCUGCGAUUGAUGACUGCUCAGCACAAUGCAGCUCUACAGCAAACCAUGACUCCUCGUUCACCCCAAGAAUUACUAGCUCUACAGCAGCAGCAGCAACGUCGUACUCUGGGUAACAUUACCAACUCGGGAGCUCCUGUAGGUACAGUUGUGAAUCAAAUCGUUCAGCAAGUACCUCCGGGAACCCCUGGAAUUCCACAAUCUCCUUCCACUAUGAAGGGUGCUCCGCCCUUUAGCCCCGGACGAGCCCCACUGCCAAGACCGCAAUACUACGGACACAAUCCGAACCUUAAACUACACCCGGAGCUGUUCUUGCUGGGUUGCACCUUCUUCAUAAUUGAGUACGACGAAACUCACAAAAACGAUAUCGAAGACUGGAAAACGGUAAUCAAGAAACAUGGCGGCGAAAUAGAGCAGUACUAUAGCCCCAAAGUUACGCAUGUCCUCUGUAGAACGCAGCGCCAUGGUGUCGUUAUGCAGGCCAUUCGCGACUCCAAACGGUGCAUCACUAGCUACUGGCUAAACGACAUUGUCCUGCAGAAACAACUGCUCCCACCGUGGCAAGCUCUCCAUCUGCCGACGCCUUCCAUCUUCGGUAACCAGAAACCGGCCACCAAACACAACAUGUCCAUCACGGGCUUCGAAGGCGAAGAGCGUCUCCGCAUAAAACAGAUGAUCGAAGAAUCGGGAGCCAAGAUGACACCGUACUUCAGCAAAUCGAACACCGUGCUGAUCUGCAAACGGAUCGACAAUCAGAAGUAUAAGUACGCCAAGGAGUGGAACAUUCCGACGGUUAAUACGGUCUGGCUGAGUGAUAUUCUUCUGGGCAAUCUGACCGCGAUGCAGCAGUGCGACGGGCCCAAGUAUCAGCAGUUCAAUCUGAAUUCUCCGUUCCGGAUCGAUUACAACCUGGUCAUGCAUUUGAUGACUGCUUGGAAAUCUCCGAUCAACCUAACUCCGGAAUCUCACGAACGAGUCAAACGUAGUCUUUCGGAACCACCCCAGCCGGCAACGGCUGUGAAGAAGUUGCGCACUCUGCCCCCGCUGGAACCGAUUCCGGCCGAGAUUAUAUGCCAACGGCAACCGGACGCCGAUAGUAUACCAAAUAUCCUGUUCUCGCAGAUCGAUAACACCGAAGGCUUGACGAGGGCUGUCAUGACUCUUGGAGGUCGCAUUGCCAGUGGCCCGGCAGACGCAACUCAUCUGGUAAUGACAAGGGUGGCGCGAACGGUUAAACUGGUAACCGCAUUGAUCACGGUUCGGUAUCUAGUUUCAAGCAAGUGGAUCACCGACAGCGCCAUAGCUGGCCACUUCCUGCCCAUCGAACCGUACAAACUGGACGUGAAAGAGCUGGACGAAAUGUUCAAGUGCGAUCUGUACAAGGUGCUCGAAUCGCCCAACCGCAGGAAGCUCUUCGAAGGUAAGAUUUUCUUCAUUACACCUCAGGUGAAGCCAUCCAGCAAGGAUGUAAAACAAAUGAUUGAACUGAGCGGCGGAGUGGUGGAAAAGAAUCCUCGUUCAGUGAAGAAAAUCCGUGAAACAAAUCUGGAGAAACCGGGCAGUUAUGUGAUCAUUGGCUGUCCGGAAGAUCGGAUCUUUAUCCAACCGUUCAUCCAGAAAGGCAAACACGGUGCGUGUCAGAUCUGUACGACCGAGUACGUAAUGCAGUCAAUUCUGCUACAGAAAUUGACCAUUGAACCGCAUAUUAUCAAGUGGGAACUCGGUUCUUAAAAGUGUAGUGGAUGGGUUUGUGUGGCAUGGAAAGCAAUAAAACAGGUGUGUUAAAUGCGCUAUACUAUAGUGGGCAACAUUGGUACAGAGUGUAUUAUUGUAGAGGUUACAGAUCUUGGAAACUAUAAGAGCUAUAUGAAUGAACUUAUCGAGUUUACGUGGAAAAUUAUUUAUAGUUACUAUAUCGAGCGGAUAUAUUUUCAAAGAACGCUAUAUCUUAUGUGUAUAAAGCUGACAGAAGUAUAAUUGUAAUUUAUGGAGCAAAUGCAACGCAGGUUCGAAGUAAUGCUUUUGAUCGAAGAUUUAAAGUAAAUAUACAUACAUACGAGACAGUAGAAUUCACGAGUGCAUUUUAAUACCCCUGUAGGAGAGUACGUACAAUAUGAGCCACACACAUACAGUAUAUAUUAAAAAACAUACCCCUUAGUCAGAUAUAUUAAGAAUUCGAACUACUUGGGUUGACAAACUCAAAAGCGAAUUGAAUGCAGAAAUAUGACGCUAAAUUAUCAAAUCAA